Molecule: messenger RNA, 2889 nt
Organism: Hypomesus transpacificus
Lineage: Eukaryota; Metazoa; Chordata; Actinopteri; Osmeriformes; Osmeridae
Gene: orai2
Product: ORAI calcium release-activated calcium modulator 2
Exons: 3
Coding region: 168-1013 (281 amino acids)
Biological process (GO): store-operated calcium entry
Cellular component (GO): membrane
Molecular function (GO): store-operated calcium channel activity
Source: RefSeq, a predicted model, not a curated record
CGCCCUAACAUGUGACCAGAAUGCGCGAAGGCGGUUGGAAGGGAGGGCAGACGUCUCACGUAGUCUGCAGGAUUUAGCCGUUCACCUCUUGACAACAAAUUCACUCAGCAGUUCUUCAAGGAUUGUGGAUGAAAUAACUCGGGGGAAUUUCUUGGCAUAAAGUUGCCAUGAGCAGUGAGCUGAAUGUGCCCAUGGGCUCCCCCACCCCAGGGAACUCAGAGCGGGUUCAAGAUGGCGGGGGGAUGGACUACAGAGACUGGGUGCGGCGCAGUUACCUGGAGCUGGUCACCUCCAACCACCACUCGGUGCAGGCCCUGUCCUGGAGAAAGCUUUACUUGAGCAGGGCCAAGCUUAAAGCCUCCAGCCGGACGUCAGCUUUGCUCUCAGGUUUCGCCAUGGUGGCCAUGGUUGAAGUCCAGUUGGAGAUGCAGUACAACUACCCACGCUUCCUCCUCAUCUCCUUCAGCGUGUGCACCACAGUGCUGGUGGCUGUGCACCUGUUUGCCCUGCUCAUAAGCACCUGCAUCCUGCCCAACGUGGAAGCGGUCAGCAACAUCCACAACCUCAACUCGGUGAGCGAGUCCCCCCAUGAACGCAUGCACCACUAUAUAGAGCUGGCCUGGGGCUUCUCCACAGCCCUGGGCAUCCUCCUCUUCCUGGCUGAGGUGGUGCUCCUCUGCUGGAUCAAGUUCCUGCCCGUGGACUCUGGAGGUGCCAACCAGGUUGCCGUAGCAGCCGCCGAGCUUGCGCUGGCCAAGAUGAAUUGCAGCUCCCCUAGUGGUGGGGUUAAGCCCCCUAAACCGACCACCGUUCCAGGAAACAGCGGCUGGCAGGCAGCACUGGCCUCUACCAUUAUCAUGGUGCCUGUGGGGGUGAUCUUUGUGGUGUUCACCAUUCACUUCUACCGCUCGCUGGUGCGCCACAAGACGGAGCGCCACAACCAGGAGAUUGAGGAAUUGCACAAGAUCAAGGUGCAGCUGGAUGGGCACGAGAGGGGGCUACAAGCUGUGUGAUUUCAGCUGCUUGGUUUGCUUUACUGUUAUAGCCUUUGAGCUUUGUGGUGAGCUCCUUGUGAAUCAAUAGGUGGAAGGUGUUCUUUCUCCCCAAUCUAACAAGCUCUCUUUUCCUCCUCCACAUCCGGUCGGAUCAUUGUUAUUGGCUUCCUCGAGUCGCAGAGCUCCACCUACUGUGUGGAAGGUUAAAGAAUGAACAGACAUGAAAUGGGUGGCUUGGAUAACAUUGUGUUGACUGUGUGAAAGGUGGCCGAUUUUGUAUGUUGAUGCUAAUAAAAAAGAAUACUUAUUCUUUAGAAUAGUAAAAAUAGUCCCAUCACCCAAGGGUGUUUACCGGCCUUUUUAAGGGCUUUUUUUUGUUGUCUUCAGUCCCCUUUCAUUAGUGCCAUUACCACUUUAUAGCUUUAUUGCCAUGAUACAGGAAGUGUUGGAGAUUAGAAUGUCUAACCACCAUAUGUGCAAACAGGGCUGUGUUAGUACAUGCUACCACCAAGUUGUCCCACAUUUGGGUGUUACUUUUGACUACUCUGACAGUGCACCAGGAAGUGUGUGGUCAGGUGGACAACACCAGGUUUCACUGUGUGUGAAACAUUUUAAUCAUUGUUACAGGCCAGAAAGCUGUCAUUUCCUGCUUUCAAAAACAACGUUUGUACAGUGUAAAUGAGCCCCACUGGUGUCCAGAUGAGUGCGGAACACGGUGCCUCUUGGGGUUCCUGGGCUCCUCCGGCCUCAAAGCCCCUAUUGUCAAAUCCUUUACUGUAAAUGAUCUUCACAAUGCCAAAUACUUCCUAGCCAUCAGCAUGGCCAUUCAAAGCAAGCAAUGUCUCUGCUUACCGUGUGUUGUUUAGGUUACUUACAUUUGCCCAUAAUGGGACAAUAUAAAAAUGUGUCAAAUAUAUUCCAGUGUAUCUAAUAGCUAAUACGUUUCAGAUUUGUGCAUCCCUUUUUCUUCAUGAAACAUUGAUAAGCACAUAACAUUACUCCUUAUACUAAAUAAUUGUUUGUUUUCAAAUGUAAAUGUUUACAAAAUGACAGUAGAGGUGUUUGUAUUAACCAGGGAUAAAUAUAAUUUGCGCCAUUACUUUUUAUAUAAAAUGUAAUAAAAAAGGGUUAGAAUGUUACUAUAAUAUAUUGUUGGAGUGGGGGCUGGUGAGCUUGACUUAAAACGGCCUGUUUAGUAUUUGAAAUAUCAAAGCUUUGUGAAGACAAGUGGAGAGGUAUUGUCAGCAUGGAUUAAGUUGUCAGUUCUCUUGAAUAAAUAUUUAUCUGCUUCAAAAAGGAAAAGGUAAGAAAGGAAGAUAACAACAUUCCAAGACAAGUUCUCUGACCAAGAAUUGAAAAUUUUCUUUAUUUCACUGUGUUGAGAAAAGACACAAGUGCACUUGUAGUUUAGUUCUGAAAGGAGUGUUGAAAGCUGAAUGUCUGUAAGCUUGCUUUGGCUGUAACACAAUGUUUUAAGUCUUACUGUUUCUGCUUUCUUCAAAACAGACCAUGGUCAACGAUUGAGUAUGCAGUGAUUAGUUUGAGUAGUAACUCUUGGGAAGAUCAUUCUAUACAAAUGUAGUAUUCAGAGUAGGAUACAUACUGUUUCUGUGACCAAACAGACCAUUUUUAUAUGUUGACAAUACCAGUGCAGAACACAAACGUUGUAUUGGAAAUUAAAUAACAUUUUGUGUUAUGUUUUUGAUAAAGAAAAUUAGCUUUUCAUUUAUUUUGGAUAAUAACACAGAAGUAUGUUAUCUGGUUUAGUGUAUGUUUAAGGCUUUGUGUGCGUGGUUUGUUGUUCUGUGAAAUGGCAUGUAUUUUCAUACCUUGUCUGAAGUGUAGUCUCAUGUGGCAAAUAAACACAUUUUAUUUUGUUUAUUUCUAUGCCCCA